AAACCCUGAAGUCAGGCCCUGUCCAAGUAUAUGGAUUAGGGGGCUGGGCUUUUCUAGGACCUCCAUGUAUUCUGCUGAACAGAGCUCUCCAUAAGCUAGUCCUAAACUCUGAAGGAAAGUGGGGCUUACUAAGUAAUUGUGCUUGUUGAGGCUAAACAAUGUAUAGUGGCUGAAAGCAGAGACUUUAGAGUCAGACUCUUUUGUCACAGACUUGGCUUCAGUACUUACUGGAUGUAUAAUUUUUAUCAAAAAAGUUUGCCCCUCUUUGUUCCUUUUAAUUAUCUGGAAAAUUAGGAUAACAAUACUAUUACUCUUAAGUGUUUAUUUAAAGGACUAAAUGUGCUAAUGAAUAUAAACAUUCGGCGUAAUGUGUAGCACAUGGUAACUGUUCAGUUAAUGUCAGCAAAUAUUGAUAUGGUGAUGAUGAUGAUGAUGGUGAUGAUAUUGAUUAUUCAAAAACUUCAUUGAGAUAGGUUAAGAGGCCCAUGGAAACCUGAAUUUUACUCCAUAUAGAGCACAUAUUUUCUAUGUUAAUGUAUUUUGUCCUACAUUUUAAGGGACUCUGGAUUUUUAACUUGUACAUAAUACUUUACAUGGCCUCACCCAGCAACUACUCCACUGCUCCAGUCUCCGAAUUCCUCCUCAUCUGCUUCCCUAACUACCAGAGUUGGCAGCAUUGGUUGUCUCUGCCCCUCAGCCUCCUUUUCCUCCUGGCCAUGGGGGCCAACGUCACCCUCCUGCUCACCAUCCAGCUGGAGGCCUCUCUGCACGAGCCCAUGUACUACCUGCUCAGCCUCCUCUCCCUGCUGGACAUCGUGCUCUGCCUGACUGUCAUCCCCAAGGUUCUGGCCAUCUUCUGGUUUGACCUCAGGUCCAUCAGCUUUUCUGCCUGCUUCCUCCAGAUGUUCAUCAUGAAUUGCUUCCUUGCCAUGGAGUCCUGCACAUUCAUGGUCAUGGCCUAUGACCGCUAUGUGGCCAUUUGCCACCCACUACGAUACCCAUCCAUAAUCACCGACCAUUUUGUGGUUAGAGCUACCAUAUUUGUUGUGGCCCGGAAUGGCCUCUUUUUCCUUCCUGUUCCAGUCCUUUCUUCCCGACUCAGAUAUUGUGCAGGGAACACCAUCAAGAACUGCAUCUGCACUAACCUGUCUGUGUCCAAACUCUCCUGUGAUGACAUCACCUUCAACCGGCUCUACCAGUUUGUGGCAGGCUGGACCCUCCUGGGCUCUGACCUCAUCCUUAUUGUUCUCUCCUACUCCUUCAUCCUGAAAGCUGUGCUAAGGAUCAAGGCUGAGGGUGCUGCGGCCAAGGCCCUGAGCACGUGCGGUUCCCACUUCAUCCUCAUCCUCUUCUUCAGCACCGUCCUGCUGGUUCUGGUCAUCACUAACCUGGCCAGGAAGAGAAUUCCCCCAGAUGUCCCCAUCCUGCUCAACAUCCUGCACCACCUCAUCCCCCCAGCUCUGAACCCCAUUGUUUAUGGUGUGAGGACCAAAGAGAUCAAGCAGGGAAUCCAGAAACUACUGAGGAGGUUGUAAGAGGUAAAAUGGAUAACUAACCCAGGGAAUAGAAAUUGAUAGUGGGUAAUUGUUUUUAUGAUGCAUAGGGACUUUAUAUUUUUUAAAUUUUAUUUUUAAUUUUUUAAAAUUUACAUCCAAAUUAGUUAGCAUAUAGUGAAACAAUGAUUUCAGGAGUAGAUUCCUUAAUGCCCCUGACCCAUUUAGCCCAUCCCCCCCUCCCACAACCCCUCCAGUAACCAUCAGUUUGUUCUCCAUAUCUAUGGGUGUCUUCUGUUUUGUCCCCCUCCCUGUUUUUAUAUUAUUUUUGUUUCCCUUCCCUUACGUUCAUCUGUUUUGUCUCUUAGUCCUCAUAUGAGUGAAGUCAUAUGAUAUUUGUCUUUCUCUGACUAAUUUCACUUAGCAUAAUACCCUCCAGUUCCAACCAUGUAGUUGCAAAUGGCAAGAUUUCAUACAUUUGAUAGCCGAGUAAUAUUCCAUUCUAUAUAUAUACCACAUCUUCUUUAUCUAUUCAUCCAUUGAUGGACAUUUGGGCUCUUUCCAUACUUUGGCUAUUGUUGAUAGUGCUGCUAUAAACAUGGGGGUGCAUGUGUCCCUUUGAAUCAGCACACCUGUAUCCCGUGGAUAAAUGCCUAGUAGUGCAAUUGCUGGGUUGUAGGGUAGUUCUAUUUUUAGUUUUUUGAGGAACCUCCAUACUGUUUUCCAGAGUGGCUGCACCAGCUUGCAUUCCCACCAACAAUGCAAAAGAGAGCCUCUUUCUCUGCAUCUUUGCCAACAUCUGUUUUUGCCUGAGUUGUUAAUGUUAGCCAUUCUGACAGGUGUGAGGUGGUAUCUCAUUGUGGUUUUGAUUUGUAUUUCCCUGAUGAUGAGAGAUGUGGAGCAUUUUUUCAUGUGUCAGUUGGCCAUCUGGAUGUCUUCCUUGCAGAAGUGUCCAUUCAUGUCUUUUGCCCAUUUCUUCACUAGAUUAUUUGUUUUUUGGGUGUUGAGUUUGAUAAGGUCUUUGUAGAUUUUGGAUACUAACCCUUUAUGUGAUAUGUCAUUUGCAAAUAUCUUCUCCCAUUCUGUGGGUUGCCUUUUAGUUUUGCUGAUUGUUUCCUUUUCUGUGCAGAAGAUUUUUAUUUUGAUGAGGUCCCAGUAGUUCAUUUUAGCUUUUGUUUCCCUUGCCUCCAGACAUGUGUUGAGUAAGAAGUUGCUGCGGCCAAGGUCAAAGAGGUUUUUGGCUGCUUUCUCCUCGAGGAUCUUGAUGGCUUCCUGUCUUACAUUGAGGUCUUUCAUCCAUUUUGAGUUUAUUUUUGUGUAUGGUGUAAGAAAGUGGUUCAGGUUCAUUCUUCUGCAUGUCUCUGUCCAGUUUUCCCAGCACCACUUGC
This is a messenger RNA of Neofelis nebulosa (Clouded leopard), 2881 nucleotides long. Its product is annotated as olfactory receptor 56A4-like. Lineage: Eukaryota; Metazoa; Chordata; Mammalia; Carnivora; Felidae. The transcript has a single exon. Gene Ontology annotation, cellular component: membrane. The record is from RefSeq and is a predicted model, not a curated record. Bases 528 to 1535 code for a protein of 335 amino acids. Gene Ontology annotation, biological process: G protein-coupled receptor signaling pathway. Gene Ontology annotation, molecular function: olfactory receptor activity; G protein-coupled receptor activity.